AAAAUGAGUCCAUGCACCUUUAGCUUUUCUUAGCCCACAAAAAGCCUUCCCUUCUCCCACCCCGGUGCCAACGACUUCUCCAGCCCAUUUCCAACAGUCCAGCUUUUUUCCAGACCUCUCCGUGCUUUCGUUGGACGGAGAAGGCACAAGAGAGGAAAAAAAGGGGAAACCAAUUCACUCUUGUUUACAAGGAGUGAGCAAGUCUAGGGAUCGGUCCGCGAGGGCGGAGCCGAGGGAGCCGGCGCUUCUUCAUCCUUUCCCCUCCCUCCCCUGCCUUCCCCGCGAGCGGACGCGGCAGCGCCUCUGUCUCGCUUUUUCUUAUUUUCCCCCCCUUUUCCCCUUCCUUUUUUUUUUUUUUUUUUUUCUUUUUCCUCCCCUUCCCCCCUUUCACCAUUUCCCCUCGGAGGUGCUUCCCCCGGGCAGGGGCAGAGCCGGUCUCACCCCCCGCCUCUCCCCGGCCCCCGCCGCCCUAUGGCGAGAGGGAACCCCCUCCCCACCCGGGCACAAGCGGCGGUUGGAGGAGCGGGACCCGCGGCGGCGGCUUCAGGUCCGGGGGCGUCAUGGAACUAAUUCGCUGACCGACCCACCGGCCGCAGCCGUGCGUCCCGCUCGAGCGCCAGCGCCCUCCGGCCCAAUUCCCCCUCUUCUCCCUCCUCAGUCGGCCCGGUCCUCGUCACGCGCGCCCCGCCGCCGCGCGCUGAGAAAAAUGAGGUGGUAACGGGCCCCCGGAUGACCCCGCGUCACCACUGUGAGGCCUACAGCUCUGCCGGGGAGGAGGAGGAGGAGGAGGAAGAGGAGGAGAAGGUAGCUACAUCAAGCUGGGUGGCAGGCAGAUCCAAAGGAUAUCAUGAAGUUUCUAGGGCCUUUGGAAAACCAGAGAUUGUCUUUCCUGUUGGAAAAGGCAAUCUCUAGGGAAGCCCAGAUGUGGAAGGUGAAUGUGCCGAAGAUGCCUACAAGUCAGAAUGUUUCUCCAUCCCAGAGAGAUGAAGUGAUUCAGUGGCUGGCCAAACUCAAGUACCAAUUCAACCUUUACCCAGAAACAUUUGCUCUGGCUAGCAGUCUUUUGGACAGGUUCUUAGCUACUGUAAAGGCCCACCCAAAAUACUUGAGUUGUAUUGCAAUCAGCUGUUUUUUCUUAGCUGCCAAGACUGUUGAGGAGGAUGAGAGAAUUCCAGUACUGAAGGUGUUGGCAAGAGAUAGCUUCUGUGGAUGUUCUUCAUCUGAAAUUUUAAGGAUGGAGAGAAUUAUUCUGGAUAAGUUGAAUUGGGAUCUUCACACAGCCACACCAUUGGAUUUUCUUCACAUUUUCCAUGCCAUUGCAGUGUCAACUAGGCCUCAGUUACUUUUUAGUUUGCCCAAACUGAGCCCAUCUCAACAUUUGGCAGUCCUUACCAAGCAACUACUUCACUGUAUGGCCUGCAACCAACUUCUGCAGUUCAAAGGAUCUAUGCUUGCUCUGGCCAUGGUUAGUUUGGAAAUGGAGAAACUCAUUCCUGAUUGGCUUCCUCUUACAAUUGAACUGCUUCAGAAAGCACAGAUGGAGAGCUCCCAGUUGAUCCACUGUCGGGAGCUUGUGGCACAUCACCUUUCUGCUCUGCAGUCUGCCCUGCCUCUAAACUCCGUUUAUGUCUACCGUCCCCUCAAGCACACCCUGGUGACCUGUGACAAAGGAGUGUUCAGAUUACAUCCCUCCUCUGCCCCAGGCCCAGAUUUCGCCAAGGACAAGAGCAAACCAGAAGUGCCAGUCAGAGGUACAGCAGCCUUCUACCAUCACCUCCCAGCUGCCAGCGGGUGCAAGCUUACCUCUGCUAAACGCAAAGUGGAGGAAAUGGAAGUGGAUGACUUCUAUGACGGGAUCAAAAGGCUUUAUAAUGAAGAUAACGCUGCAGAAAACGUGGGCUCUGUGUGUGGCGCCGAUUUGUCAAGGCAGGAGGGACACGCUUCCCCUUGUCCACCUUUGCAGCCUGUUUCUGUCAUGUAGCUUCAGUGUUACCUUCAAGUGCAAACUAAGGUAGCCUACUCUGGGAAAGGGAAUGUGGGAAACCAGGAGAGGCUAUAUAAAGAUGCAUGUAUACCUUAUCAGGCUGAUUCAGAAUGAGCCAGAAAAAACCAUUUACUUGUAUGGCUAAUUCUAAUUCAAUAUUAUGUAACCAGUUAAAGACCAAAAAAAGUGUAAAAUUCAAGAUCAAGAAAAAAUUUUAAGUAAAUCUUUGUAGCGUUCCACCCUUUUCUCUGUUAAAAUGUAGAUUACCCUGUCAGAAAUUCACAUUCAGUGUUUAAGUUCCAAAAUUCCUAGCUAGCAAACCUUGUCCCAGAAUCCUGAUUUAAUUCUCCUCUUGCUUUUGCUUGUGUCGUUUUUGAAUACUUAAUGAAUUUUAUGCAUGUUGAUCUAUAGCCUGACUUCCACUGAUGAGGAAACCUUCAAAAUUUUUUAGCAAUUUAGUGAACAGAUUAUUUCAGUGUUGACAUUCAUGUUUAAUCCAUGAUUCAAAUUAAAAACUAAUCUGAAAAAGAUACCUGAAAACUGCCCCAUACAAAUCAGAGGUGGUAACAGAAAAAGGACUUCCAUCACCAUGUUGAUUUUCGUCUCCUUUCAAUUUCUAGAGUUUAGAAACAAAAUUAUUUCAUUUUUAUCUUAAAUUGAAGCUUAAAAGUGGCAUGUGAUUAGGACACUCUUAGAUUUGUUGAAAGCAUUUUUGACAAUUGUAUAAAAGCAUUUGUGGUAAAGUUAAUAUGUCCAGGUGCUCACCAAAGAAACAUGUAACAACUAAAAUUAGAUUUUUAAAAAAACUGAUCACUCAUUUAUAAUCAGUAGGACUGUCUAAAUGUUGGGGCAGCUCUAUGAUUUGGGUCUGUAACAUGUAAUAACUGAAUUCAGUCUCCUAGUUUAUGUUAAGCUAUUAGGAUUUUCUGGAUAAAAGUUCAUCCCCCCGCCUCCCCAGCCUACCUGUAUUUCUGUUAAUGACUUCUGGAUCCUGAGCCCCUGUGCAGUCUGAAGAAGGUAUUGCAGUCAGAACCAUGUACUGAAGAUAAAAAGCCUCUGGUAGCAAUAAAAGUUGUCCUUAACCUUUGUA
Molecule: messenger RNA, 3074 nt
Organism: Sus scrofa (pig)
Lineage: Eukaryota; Metazoa; Chordata; Mammalia; Artiodactyla; Suidae
Gene: CCNI
Product: cyclin I
Source: RefSeq, a predicted model, not a curated record